Molecule: messenger RNA, 1098 nt
Organism: Aspergillus terreus NIH2624
Lineage: Eukaryota; Fungi; Ascomycota; Eurotiomycetes; Eurotiales; Aspergillaceae
Exons: 3
Coding region: 1-1098 (365 amino acids)
Molecular function (GO): hydrolase activity
Source: RefSeq, a predicted model, not a curated record
AUGAGUCCCUCUGAGAUUCCGCAGCCGCUGAUCACGAGUGGAAGAGGGUACGGGUGGCUAUACGCUCUCUACCUCCACAUUGGGGCCGGUAUUUUGCGCACUGUUGUCUGGUUGAUGACGAGCACUGGAAAGGAUUUUGACAGAGUUGUCACGAUCCAAACACCUGGACUGGGGCCGGGCAAGGUCCGCUGCGCUCUCAGUUUUCCUGCAUCACCUGAUCCCAGUGAUCAGCCCUCGGAGAACUUGGGACGAUUUCCCUUAGUUAUUGUCCUAGAAGGCGGCGGGUUUGUGUUAGGUCAACCGGAAGAUGGAGAGCGGAAUGACCGACUCGUCGCGACCAAGGAAGAAGAAACCAGUCCUGACAAAACAUUGAUCAGGACGCGCUCAGUCGUCCUAUCUGUGGACUACGCGAAAUCACCUCGCUACCCGUUCCCACAUGCCUUACUUCAAAUAUACGAGGUAGUCCGAUGGGCCACUUCUAGCGAGGGACAAGCCGUCAUGGGAGUGUCGAUCGAUCCCAGUCGUGUUGCCUUCAUGGGUAAUUCGGCAGGUGGUAACCUCACAGCAUCAUUAUCUCUACUCUUGUCAUUCAGAUCCGGUCCAUGUGCCAGGUUCUCUGAAGCACUCCCUCCUACCUUCCGUCAGUUGCUUCAGAUCCUUCUGUACCCCAGCGUCGAAUGUCAUCAUUCCUACCAGACAAGGUAUCAGCGGUGCACCAUGGACGUCCAGGCAAAAAGCCUGCCCAUAGCUGUCGCAGAGUUAAUGGAGGCUUCCUACCUACCCCCGAGUGUUGCGAAGGAGCAAAUAUUUGUCGCCCCCCUUUUGGCCAAUCCCGCUCUUUUAAACCAAUUGCAGGUCCCUGCAGCUCUAAUAUUAACAGCCGGAAUGGAUUGCCUGAAGGACGAGGCUGAGUUAUAUGCUCGCAAUCUUGAAAUGGCUGGGGUUUGUGUGAAAAUCAAACAGUAUCCAUUUGCAAUACACGGGUUUUCCCACUACACGGAGGGACAUAAGGGCUUUCGUGCAGUUGAUGUGGCUGAUUGUUGGAAGGAGGUCUGCGACGCCCUCAAUAAUGUUUUCCAUCCAGCGUCUGUUCUGUAA